Messenger RNA from Mytilinidion resinicola, 447 nucleotides. RefSeq lists its product as uncharacterized. The annotation marks the transcript as partial. Lineage: Eukaryota; Fungi; Ascomycota; Dothideomycetes; Mytilinidiales; Mytilinidiaceae. The transcript has a single exon. The record is from RefSeq and is a predicted model, not a curated record.
AUGGUUAGCAAGCAAAAGCCAUUCAACCUCCAAGGCCUGCCGGGAGACAUCCUCGACGUGAUAGCCCACGACUAUCUAGACUCCCUCGACUUCUUCAACCUACGUCUUGCCUGCCGCGACCUCCACAAGAACACCUCGAAAGCAUUCGGCCGCCGCUACUUCAAGCAUGUAAAGUUCAUGCUGUCGCCCGAUAGCCUCCAAGCCCUGGAGGACAUUUCGAAGAAUGAGGAGCUGUCUCAAUUUAUUCGGCAUGUUGGCAUUGGAACCGAGCGGAUCCACUCCAACAUUCUCAGUCUGUGGGAAGUCCAAUAUUGCGCGGAAUGGGCCCAAAGAUAUGGUGAAGAGUACAACAGACAGCUUCGCCGGCAAGAGCACAUCGAGCAAGACGGCGCCGACGUGCAAAUUCUAACCAAAGUCCUGAAAUCCCUGCCGAAUCUGCAGAGCGUU